AUGGACGACCUGUUCAGUCCGAGAAGGAGCCUGAACAGCACGCAGGGGGAGAUCAGAGUGGGAUCAAGUCAUCAGGCUAAGCUCCCUGAGCUGCAACCACGCCCUGUGUUUGGUGUUCAGACUCAGACAGAGAAUGAAGAGCUGGUGUGGAUGCCAGGGGUCAAUGAUUGUGACCUCCUCAUGUACCUCAGAGCUGCCAGGAGCAUGGCAGCGUUUGCAGGGAUGUGUGACGGAGGAUCCACAGAGGACGGGUGUUUGGCGGCCUCUCGUGACGACACCACACUCAACGCUUUAAACAUGUUACACGCCAGCCGUUACGACGCAGCUAAAGCUCUCCAGCGCCUAGUGAAGAAACCUGUGCCCAAACUCAUUGAGAAAUGUUGGUCAGAAGAUGAUGUGAAGCGGUUCAUCAAAGGUUUGAGACAGUACGGCAAGAAUUUCUUUAGGAUUCGCAAAGAGCUGCUGCCCAACAAGAAAACGUUGACAAGCAACAACAACUGGAACCUAAAAGCCACCCACCACGAGUGUCCACAAAAUUUUGCCCAAGAAGAGACAAAGAACCUGUCACACGAUGAUCCUGAAGACUCCACAAAGGACGAGGGCGACAUCGACUGGGGGGAGUUAAUCACAUUCUACUAUCACUGGAAGAAGACACCUGAGGCUACAGGCACACGGCCGUACCGUCAGCACCGUAGACAGCCGUCCUCACGCAAGGCCAAGACUCGCGCCACCGCUGCCACUGUGAACACCCCUUCCCAGUCCCAAUCCAUGGACAUAAGUUCAGCCAGUGAGGAUGACCUGGACAGUGAAGACAGCGAGCAAGGCACCUGUGGACACUGUGCCACAACCACCUCUAAGGACUGGCAGCACGGAGGCCGGGAUAACAUCCUCCUGUGUACCACCUGUCGUACCUACUACAACAAACAUGGCCGCCUGCCGCCCGGCCCUAAGCCUGCUGACCCUCCCUUCAUGUUCAAACCUGUCAAAGAGGAAGAGGAGGGCAACGGGAAGCACGGCAUGAGGACGCGACGCAGCAGAACACCGUUGUCUUCAUUAAGAAGUGGCCACAAGAGGCUGACCGGCUCUCCUACCAGUGAAGACCAGCAGUCCAGUAGCCAUCCCUCUCCCGCCCCCAGUGGAGCUAGCUCCACCUCCAACGCAUCCAGAACCUCUUGUUUAGAGAAGACUGAUAACACAAAGAAGCCUGGCAAGAAGAUAAAGGAAGAGGCGCCCCUACCAAAGAGUACUAAACGUUCCAGGGAGAGUGCAGCCCAGGACCCAGAGGAGCCUGAGAGAACAGCAACUAAAAGGACGAAGACACUGCAGGGUGAACAGACAGAGUGCCGGUCGGAGGGCGAUGGAGAGGCUGAGGCAGAGAGGGGUGAGGUGGAGGAGGAGAGCUGCUCAGACAGCCGCAGUGCCCAGGACGACGGCAGCAGCGACACCAAAGACAUCGACCAGGACAACCGCUCCUCCUCCCCCAGCAUCCCCAGCCCUCGCCAGGGCAACGAGAGUGACUCCGACUCCUCUGCCCAGCAGCUCCAGGGUGCCCACCAGGCAGCAGCAGAGACCGUCAGCGCCCCUGCUGCUGCCCUUGCUGAAACACAGACCCCACAGAUUGUUCCUCCACCACGGGUUGCAGGCUCAAACACAUCCCUGCCUCCCCAGGGUUCCUCUCCCUCUGCAGAGCCUGGCCAGGUACAGGCCCAGGCAACCCCCUCCCCAGAGCCUCCCCAGCCUUCAGCCACCUCUGCUCAGGCUGGUCAGUCAGUUAGCUACCAGACAAGUCCCCCACACAACCGAGGCCUACCCCCCCCUCACCCUCUCGCUGGCCCCUCACCUGUCCCUCCUCCGCUGGGACAGGCCUUCCAUCCUCCAACUCCUGUAUUCCAGGGUCCUCUUCCUUCUCCUGGCUCUCUGCCUCCCACCCAGCCCCUGUCCCUCCAUGGUGCUCCGACCCAGUGCCCCCACCCCCAGCGACCCCCUCCUCACUUUCCCAGGGAACCCUCCUUCCCCCAAGCCCUCCCCCUCACCUCCGGGCCCCAAAUCAAACCACCCCCAACCACACCCAUCCCUCCAUCUCACAAGCAGCCACCACACCUCUCUUCUUCCCUUGCUCCCCCUUUCCCGCAGAUGCCGUCCAACCUGCCCCCUCCUCCGGCACUGAAGCCCCUCAACUCCCUGCCCAACCAGCACCCUCCCGGUGCCCCUCCACCCCCCCUCCAGCUCAUGCCCCAAUCCCUGCCCAUGCAGCAGGGAGUCCCACCCCAGCCUCCCGUGCUCACGCAGCUGCAGAACCUCCCUGGCAGAGGCAGCCACUCCCACCCCCACUCCUCCCUGUCCUCCUGCUCUGCCCCCUCAGCCUUGCACCCUGUCCUCUCUGCCUCUUCUCCCUCUUCCAUGGGUCCAGUCCCUAGUCUCCAGCCCUCCUUCCCCUCCCUACGCCCCUCGCCCGAAAACCCCAUUGGCAUUGGAGGGUCACAUGUCCAGAUUAAAGAGGAGCCAUUGGAUGAAUGUGAGGAGCUUGAGAGUCCGCCCCCUCCACCCAGAAGUCCCUCACCGGAACCUUUGGUUGUCAACAUCGCCAGUCAUGCCAGCCAAUCAGCACGAUUUUUCAAACACCUGGACCGUGGCUACAACUCGUGCUCCAGAACAGACCUGUUCUUCACUCCCCUGGCCUCAUCCAAGCUGGCCAAGAAGAGAGAGGAGGCUGUGGAGAGAUCCAAGAGAGAGGCGGAGCACAAUGCCCGAGAAAGGGAGAAGGACAGAGAGAGGGAGAGGGAACGAGAGAGGCAGGAAGACAAAAAUGCUGUGAAGAGCGUCCAGCUCGUCCCACGACAGCCGUAUGAGUGAUGUCCAAAUGUCCGGCCAGGUCCAUAUCGCUCCUCCUUCGAGCAGCCCCCCACCAGUGUGGCCGCUGUGCCCCCUUACAUCGGCCCCGACACCCCUGCCCUGCGCACCCUCAGUGAGUACGCCCGACCCCACGUUAUGUCCCCCAACAAUCGCAACCACCCCUUCUUCGUGUCCCUGUCCCCCGGGGACCCUCUGCUGGCAUACCACAUGCCCGGCCUGUACGCCGCUGAGCCCAGCCUGAGAGAGAGGGAGCUCCGUAACCUCCGGGAGAGGGAGCUCCGCGAGAGGAUGAAGCCUGGCUUCGAGGUCAAGCCCCCAGAGAUGGAGACCAUGCAUCCAUCAGCCAACCCCAUGGAGCACUUUGCCAGACAUGGAGCCCUGGCCCUGCCGCAUAUCGCUGGGCCGCCCCACCACCCCUUUGGCCACUUCCACCCGGUCAUGCAGAACCACCUGGAGAGGGAGAGGCAGGCACUGGCCCUGGCCGGGCCCCAAAUGCGUCCAGAGCUAAGCUACGCUGAGCGACUGACUGCUGAGAGGCUCCAUGCUGAGAGGAUGGCAUCUGUGGCUAACGACCCGGCCGCCAGGCUGCAGAUGCUCAACGUCACACCGCAUCACCACCAGCACUCCCACAUCCACUCACACCUGCACCUACAUCAGCAGGACCCACUCAACCAAGGUAAUGGGCCCCACCCUCUGGAUCCCCUGGCUCCUGGGCCCCGUCUGGCCCGCUUCCCCUUCCCUGGAGGCCCCAUCCCCAACCCUCUGCUCAACGACCUGCCACACGACCAUGACAUGUUGCGACACCCACUGUUUGCCUAUGCCGCUGUUGCAGGAGCAGGGUACCCCCGUGAGCUCCAGGGGCCCAUCCCCCAGAUGUCUGCAGCCCACCAGCUCCAGGCCAUGCACGCCCAGUCAGCAGAGUUGCAGAGGCUGGCCAUGGAGCAGCAGUGGCUACACGGACACCACCACCUACAACACGGGGGGCCUCUGCCCGGACAGGAGGAUUACUACAGCCGUCUGAAGAAAGAAGGUGACAAGCCAUCGUGAGACACCUGACGAUGUGAGUCACCAUGGAAAUGCAUAAAGAGAUAAUGCUGUGUACUUUUGAAAUACAUUAUGUGACAACUGAUCUUUUUUUAUUAGUUUAAAUGUAAUCGAGAGUUAAGAAUCUUUGUGGCUCAUAAUACUUGUUUCUUGCUCAGCACUUAAAGGGAUAGUUUACUCCCAAAUCAUCGAAAGUUUGUGAGAGUAUUUCAUAUCUCAAUAAUGGUCUGUUAUAAAGAUUAGCAUAGUUUCUGUUCAAUGCCAUUUUUUGUCUAUAGAUGUUACACAUUUUUCCACUUAAUAUGGAUUUCAUAGCUUUUAGAUUUCUCCUAAUGCAAUAUAGCGGGCAGGAUCUACACAAUAGAUGGUGUGGAAUAUAGCUCACCUUUGAAGUUAUGAAAACAUCUGACAAACGUUGAUUAGGGGGUGACUAUCCUUUUACUUUCUAAACAGUCUGACUGAUCUCCUUGUACAGAAUGACAUUUAAUGUUUGGAUGAUUGACUGUAAUAACCUUGCAUGACUGUUUCCCUUCGAUUUUCAUCAGAACUUAGAGUAGCGUUGCUAAAGUGUGAUUAGACAUCAAAAAAAGCAUAGUAGAUACAUUUUAUUCUAUAUCUGCAAAAUAUUUGUCUAAACCCUAAAGUUUUAUAUAUUUCAAGAUGUUUUCACAAUUUAACCUGACACAUACAGUAACAUUUUUUAGAUUGUAAAUAAUACAUGUUCAAUAUUCUAUAUUAUUAACUAUGAUUAUUAUGAAUAUUAGUGAAUUCUUGACUUGCAAGCUGGCACAAUAAAGUUAAAUUAUUUAGCUAUACACACACAGAAUAUAUAGCGUUAUAAAGUAAAGUGAGUUAACACAGACAAUUAUAAAUUGGAGUAUCACUAUUGUCACCCCUGACAUAAAACGCUGUUUAGAACAGUGGAUCCAGAUAGUAAUAUUGUUUUGGUUAGACAAAACAGAAAAAGCAUUUAAACCUUGGCAUCUCUACCAUGGACAAACCCUGUUUGAAUAUUUAUGUGAAAUAAUAUGGAAAACAAAGUGUAAGCAUUGCAUAUUUAUUUGAAUAAAUAACUCUGCAAUAACAUGAUA
Molecule: messenger RNA, 4988 nt
Organism: Oncorhynchus mykiss (rainbow trout)
Lineage: Eukaryota; Metazoa; Chordata; Actinopteri; Salmoniformes; Salmonidae
Source: RefSeq, a predicted model, not a curated record